AGUCGGCGGAUGCAAAGGCUGGCGCAGCUGCCGCUGUGGCAGCGGUGAGGCGGCGGUGGCGGCUGCAGCGGCUCCGCUGUCGAGAUAUUGGCAGCGGCAGCUGCGGGCUGAGCUGCGUUGUGCAGACCCGUUGCACGGUGCGGGAUCCCGGGACGGCGCGUAAGAUGCCUCGGAUGGAGCAGGCUUUGAGAAGCAUCUCUGGCCCCGCCGUGGCUUUGAAUAGGACCUCACAAAGCUGGAGACCGUCUACAGCCCUGGCCACUGCAUCCUGAGGACCACGGGACAGGGGACCAUGGCCGUGAGCUUAGAUGAUGACGUGCCGCUCAUCCUGACCUUGGAGGAGGGUGACAGUGCCCCGUUGGCUCCUUCCAACGGCCUGGGCCAAGAGGGGCUGCCCAACAAAAAUGGGGGCAGCCACAGCAUCCAGGACUCCCAGGUUCCCAGUCUGGUCUCCGGGACCGACAGUUCCCCCUCCAGUCCCACCAGGCACAACUGGGAAAUGAAUUAUCAAGAGGCGGCAAUCUACCUCCAGGAGGGCCAGAACAAUGACAAGUUCUUCACGCACCCCAAGGAUGCCAGAGCACUGGCGGCCUACCUCUUCGCACACAACCACCUCUUCUACCUGAUGGAGCUGCUCACAGCCCUGCUUCUGCUGCUGCUGUCGCUGUGCGAGUCACCCGCCGUCCCUGCCCUCCGGCUUGGCAUUUAUGUCCACGCCACCCUGGAACUGUUUGCCCUCAUGGUGGUGGUGUUCGAACUCUGCAUGAAAUUGCGGUGGCUGGGCUUCCACACGUUCGUCCGGCACAAACGCACCAUGGUCAAGACAUCUGUCCUGCUGGUGCAGUUCAUCGAGGCCAUUGUGGUGCUGGUACGGCAGACGUCCCAUGUGCGGGUGACCCGGGCACUGCGCUGCAUUUUCCUGGUGGACUGUCGGUACUGUGGCGGCGUGCGGCGCAACCUGCGGCAGAUCUUCCAGUCCCUGCCACCUUUCAUAGACAUCCUCCUGUUGCUGCUCUUCUUCAUGAUCAUCUUUGCCAUCCUGGGUUUCUACUUAUUCUCCACUAACCCUUCCGACCCAUACUUCAACACCUUGGAGAACAGCAUUGUCAACCUGUUCGUUCUUCUGACCACAGCCAACUUUCCAGAUGUGAUGAUGCCCUCCUACUCCCGGAGCCCCUGGUCCUGCAUCUUCUUCAUCGUGUACCUCUCCAUCGAGCUGUACUUCAUCAUGAACCUGCUCCUGGCCGUGGUGUUCGACACCUUCAACGACAUCGAAAAGCGCAAGUUCAAGUCUUUGCUGCUGCAUAAGCGAACCGCCAUCCAGCACGCCUACCGCCUGCUCGUCAGCCGGCGGAGGCCAGCCGGCAUCUCCUACAGACAGUUCGAAGGCUUGAUGCGCUUCUACAAGCCCCGGAUGAGUGCUAGGGAGCGCUUCCUGACUUUCAAGGCCCUGAAUCAGAGCAACACACCUCUGCUCAGCCUGAAGGACUUCUAUGAUAUUUAUGAAGUUGCUGCUCUACAGUGGAAGGCAAAGAAGAACAGAGAGCAUUGGUUUGAUGAGCUGCCCCGGACGGCCUUCCUCAUCUUUAAAGGAAUUAACAUCCUUGUGAAGUCCAAGGCCUUCCAGUAUUUCAUGUACUUGGUGGUAGCCAUCAACGGGGUGUGGAUCCUGGUGGAGACAUUCAUGUUGAAAGGUGGGAAUUUCAUCUCGAAGCAUGUGCCCUGGAGUUACCUUGUAUUUCUUACCAUCUAUGGAGUUGAACUGUUCAUGAAGGUGGCUGGCCUGGGCCCUGUGGAGUACCUGUCCUCUGGAUGGAACUUGUUUGAUUUCUCGGUCACGGCGUUUGCCUUCCUGGGACUACUGGCACUCACGCUCAACAUGGAGCCCUUCUAUUUCAUCGUGGUCCUGCGUCCCCUGCAGCUGCUGAGGUUAUUUAAACUGAAGAAACGUUACCGCAACGUGUUGGACACCAUGUUUGAGCUGCUGCCGCGGAUGGCCAGCCUCGGCCUCACCCUGCUCACCUUCUACUAUUCCUUUGCCAUCGUCGGCAUGGAGUUCUUCAACGGGCGACUGUACCACAAUUGUUGCAACUCCAGCACGGUAGCUGAUGCCUACCGAUUCAUCAACCACACAGUGGACAAUAAGACCAAGAUAGAGGAGGGCUACUACUAUCUCAAUAACUUUGACAACAUCCUCAACAGCUUCGUGACCCUGUUUGAGCUCACGGUUGUCAACAAUUGGUACAUCAUCAUGGAAGGGGUGACCUCGCAGACCUCGCACUGGAGCCGCCUCUACUUCAUGACCUUCUAUAUCGUGACCAUGGUGGUGAUGACCAUCAUCGUGGCCUUCAUCUUGGAGGCCUUUGUCUUCCGCAUGAACUACAGCCGCAAGAGCCAGGACUCGGAAGUGGACAGUGGCAUCAUCAUUGAGAAGGAAAUAUCCAAGGAGGAGCUUCUGGCCAUCCUGGAGCUUUAUCGCGAGGUGCAAGGCACCUCCUCUGACGUCACCCGGCUGCUUGACACCCUCUCUCAGAUGGAGAAAUACCAGCAAAACUCAUUGGUGUUUCUGGGGCGGAGAUCAAGAACCAAAAGCGACCUGAGCUUGAAGAUGUACCAGGAGGAAAUCCAGGAGUGGUACGAGGAGCAUGCCCGGGAACAGGAGAUGCAGCAGCAGCAGCAGCUGAGGGCCAGCGUGCCCGGCCCCGCGGCCCAGCAGCCCCCUGGCAGUCGCCAGCGCUCCCAGACCGUCACCUAACGGCGCCUCUCAUCAAGCCAGCUCUUCUAUGCAAUAACACCAUAGUAUUAUGGACUCCAAUGUAUGGAAACCAUGUGUGUGCAGACACACUCAUAUAUAUGCACAUAUUUACAGAGACAGGAAAAGACUAGUAGCCAGGGCCGGUUUGAACCGCCUUGCUCUGUCUUCCUGAGCUUCAGAAGUCGGCUUGGACUAGAGGACCAGGCCUGGCUGAGCUCUUCCUACCACGGAACACUCUGGAAGCCCUCUUCUCAAGGAGCCCCUUAAAUAGGCUGUGCCACAGCAAUGGCGGCUUUCCCGGGGCGGGGGGGGGGGUGAGGGAGAGGGGGCACACAGGUGGGACCUCCCUGCCGCCGCCCCAGGCUUCAUCCCUACUGGUCCCCCCGCACCCAUCCCAGGGGUCUGGGUCCGCCGGUAUCAGGGAUAAAAACCACUAGGAAGAAGCCCCACAUCUGGAGAUGAUCAAAGGGCUAGAAGUUCCCCGCGGGAUCAGUGCCUGGGACCCAGUGGGAAGCCUGAGGGAGGCCAGACACAGCUAGUUGGGCCUCUGCUGGACAGAGAUGGCACCAGACAGUAAGGCACACUCUCUCUCCAGCUUCUGGUCUUCUCUCGUUGUUGCUACAAUCUGGGGGCAGCUAGGCCCAGCAGGAGGAAGCCAACAGGAGGCCCCAGGAUAUUUGGUCAGGGUACACGGAGUCCCUUCUGUCCCUUCUGCGAGUUACCUCCUCAGCAGAGUUCAGCUGAGCUGGUGCUGAAGGCAGUCCCCACCCAAGCCAGAGCACGGGAACCCUACUGCCCAUCACCGCCACAUCCACCACACCAUGCGUAGCUGCUUUUCAAGGAGGCACAAUGAGGAGGCCUUCCCAAGGUUCUCAUAAGCUAGGUGGGUGGGGGAGGAGGGUCAGGUGAGCAUUCAGCCUCCUGGGAGUCCUUUUGUCAUCUCAACAAGGCAGGGACGGAGCUAUGGUCACUUACCCAGUGUUCUGCCCACCAAGGGAUGAGAUGCAGAGGCAGGCAGGCUUGAGGAGAGCUGGGAAAGCAUCUCCCGUCACCGCCUGGCACCCCGGCCAACCCUGGCCUUCCAUGCCUGUUGCCUCUUGGGACUCAGAGUGGGCGAACAUAGGUCCCUUCAUGUUCACCCGGCUGAAGAAGAGGACAGAGCUUGGCCCAGCACCCCACUCACCUGACCCUGGAGCUAGGCUGGAAAGGGGGUGUUUUCACUUAAAAAAAAAAAAAAAGCACAGCCCCCUGGGGAAACCACUGGUUCCCACAGGCAGUCGGGAGAUGGACAGUCCCUUCAACUUUGAAGGGCUCUCGGCCUGUACUGGAGCUCAGCCUGGACUCUGGGCCACAGGCCUCUCUCUAGAAGCAGCUUCCUUUGCACAGCUGGGUGCCUUAGCUUUUGUUUAUGAGCGGCAUUUUGGAAGCAGAAAGGAGAGGCCUCUACAGAGGGCCUGGGGCCUCUGAGAAUCCAGCCUGGUUCUAGGCCUUUCCUCUAACCUAGGAAUUUUAAGUACCCCUUAGCCUAGGGGAGCAGGACCCAGGUAAGGGGACUGGUCUUAGGCCUAAUAUGGAGGUACAAAACCCCUUGGGUUUAGCACAUACCACCCAGGUGUUGGAGGGAGGCAGGGCGGGUAGUGGUGUAGACUGGGGACACCUAUCCCUGCAGGGUCACCUUGGGCACACCAAGCUGACUCUCAAACUUGCUAGCCAAGCAGAAGACAGACCUCACUCAGGCUGUGAGCUGAGGACCCUGGCUAGCCCAGAUGCCCCCUCCCUCAAUUCAGCCGAGUGGGGACAGAAGACUGUCACAGCCUACCAGGGGUAGCUAUGAAAACCAGGCUUCUUCCAGUGAGGCAAAGGCGCUCUGUGGGGACAGAGUCCAGCCCCUCCUUCUUGCUUUCCCCUCCCCCACCCCAGCCUUACUCCACACCAUGCAGACAAUCAUUAUUUUGUAUGGAGGAGCCACGUCAGAAGGUUUUAUACAGUGAUUUGUUACCUAGAAACCCACUGUGCCCAGAUUUCUGGUCUGUCGAUAAAGAGCCUCUGCUUUGUAGA
Onychomys torridus (southern grasshopper mouse) is the source of this 4813-nucleotide messenger RNA. It is a transcript of the gene Tpcn1, whose product is annotated as two pore segment channel 1. Gene Ontology annotation, cellular component: lysosomal membrane; endosome membrane. Gene Ontology annotation, molecular function: monoatomic ion channel activity; voltage-gated channel activity. The record is from RefSeq and is a predicted model, not a curated record. Lineage: Eukaryota; Metazoa; Chordata; Mammalia; Rodentia; Cricetidae. The transcript has 28 exons. Gene Ontology annotation, biological process: transmembrane transport; monoatomic ion transport. The coding region runs from base 293 to 2755 and encodes 820 amino acids.